Ectocarpus sp. CCAP 1310/34 is the source of this 1519-nucleotide messenger RNA. The record is from the annotation of a GenBank genome assembly. Lineage: Eukaryota; Phaeophyceae; Ectocarpales; Ectocarpaceae.
UGUGAGUGGAAUCACCUUGUCUUGGAUAGCAAGGUGCGGAGUGCUCUCUUCGACGACGCAGCGCAAUCCCUUUUUCAGGAGGGAGGUGGGCGAAAAAAUGUUGCGACCAAGUCCCGGAACGAUGAGUCCCUGAAUCCGCACGCGCAAUUGCUGUCCUCGAUUGUCCUUGACGGUGCAGUGUAGGAUGCCCGUGGCCGUGCCUUUGAGUUGUCUUUCUCCGGCCACGUCCACGAUCUUUGGAAAGUUUCGCUGGGUGUAAUCGUGGAGGUUUCCGUCGGGGAUGAGGCGAUUGUCAAACAUGGUCUCCGAUGCUCCCGUGUCUACCAGCAGGCCUACCCCGGUGGAGCUCGCGGCGAAGUUGCGUCCUGAGAUGCGGGAACACGUGCCGAACAUGAAGCCGCUGUCAAAGGCGUCCUCGUCCCGGGUGAAGUCGACAACUGCCACUUCAUUGUUUGAGUCGUGCUUGUUGGACGCCGACGAGCAGUGAGUGCAGUUGGAGCACGCGGUGAAUGCUUUACUUGAGUCCUUGGUGUCUUCCGGGCGCUUUCCUCCUUGCUGGUAGCAUUCCUCGUCCGAGUGAGACGUGGUGUUGUGCUUGGAGCACCACUUGGUAGCUCCGGCGGGCUUCGUUUUCUUCUUCGCCCUGUUCUUGAUCUUGGGGCAGUUCCUCCUGAUGUGCCCCGGCUCGUAGCAGCUGUGGCAGAUGAUGUCAGACGCGGUCGUUGCCAUGGCAAAUCCUCGACCAGCUAUGCGUCCCUUCCAUCCCUUGCGCGAUUGUUCGUCCAAGAAGAUGUUGCGCAUGGUGGAUUGCAUGUCCAGGACGUUGAAGGUUGGGUCUCUGAACACCAUCAGUUUGACGUCCUUGUAUUCGUCGGAGAAGCCCUGUACGCAGAUGUCCUUGAAGCGGCGGUCGGAGAUGGGUUCUCCCAUCUUAUCCAGCUGGGUGCGAAGUAGGUGCUUCUGGUUGAAGUAGUCGUCGGGAUUUUCACCAGGGUUCAUGGGGUUGUUCUCCAGCUCCUCCAUCUUCGCCCUGAUGACCUCGUCCGUUACCCUGUCAUAGUUGUUGCAGAGCUCCUCGAAGGCAGCUUGUCCGUCGCCGCUGAUGCCAGUGUCGUCUUCGUGCUUCUGUAUCGACAAGGCGGCUGGAAGUUCCACUAGGAGGAAAAGAAUGGCGUAGAGAUCUUCGUUUGCCCUUGUGUAGGAGUCGAAGGCCGCUGUGUCUGCGGGAUCUGGCUUCCUUUGUUUCUUCAGCAGUGGCAGGAUGUCCUUCCUGGUCACACCUAACACCACGCAGAAUUUCUUCAUCCAUGUCUUGAACUCAGCUGGGUCCUUUCCGUCGAAUUUCUUGAGGCCUUUGAUCACGGUUGCCAGGUUCGUAGAACUAUCGCUGGCGAACGCGCUUCCACCUCCUGUGUUGCUCGUUGCGGUAUCCAUUGCUCGUUCCAGCUUUAUUUUCUUCGUCUUGAUAAAAGUACUUCCUGCUGUAGGAGUAUAUUUGCUCGUGGUACAACUGCCUGUA